UUUUUACAGUUAAUAUUUUUGAGGUGAAACUUCCUUACGCGCGCUGGGGUAAAAAUUCAAGGCCGUGACACACGAACUGGCGGGACGAAAAGUGGUAACGACGCGCGCUGGGAGUAAAACUUCAAGGACGUGACACACGAACUGGCGGGACGAAAAGUGGUAACGACGCGCGCUGGGGGUAAAACGUCAAGGACAUGACACACGAGCUGGCGGGACGAAAGUGGUAACGACGCGCCUGGGAGUAAAACUUCAAGGACGUGACACACGAGCUGGCGGGACGAAAAGUGGUAACGACGCGCGCUGGGCGUAAAACUUCAAGGACAAACUACAUUUUUUCAAACGUCUUUCAAAUUCUUCAAUUUAAUAACUGUUAGUACUUCAGCACUUAGCACUUCAAAUAUAGGCACAUAGUGCACACACUUUUUUUAUUUGAUUGUAUAUGACUAUAUAACUCUUGCAUUUAAGUAAAAAAAGUUUAAUAUAUGUUACUAAUAGUUUUCAGAAUAGAAAGAAUCUUUUUAAAUUGAUAGGAGUUGUAAAAUGUAUGCUGAGAUCUGUCCAAAUGCAUCAGGUGGAACUAAAUGGAUCUCUUCCAAAUUAGCCGCUUCAUUGAUCUGAACCAUCUGGUGUUGCUGAUAACUUUAAAUUGAACUCUAAGAAGACCGAUUUCGAAGGGUUUUCGUGCUAGUACGAUAUGGGCAAGGCAGAGGACCGCAUCAGAACGAUUUUUUCGAAAUACGAACAUUCCGAUAUAUCAGUUUCUGAACUAAGCAAGUUGGAUAUUCUACCUAAAAUCGGAAAAACUAGAAAGUUACCUUUAAAGUGGAUUAUAUGCGUUCUGACUGUGGUGUCUCUCUACGUGGUCGUUAAAAACGUUAAUAUUUUUGACGAUUCUAAGUGUCUGGUCCCAAUGCCACAAGAUGUAACUAAGUUAUUUCGCGAUCCAGAAUACUGCGACCUAUGCGAAGAUGUUCUUCAAGUAGACAAAGUUGCAAACGUUUCCCCAACACUAUUCCUGGAAAAAUACAUCAAACCAAUGCGUCCCGUUAUUGUAACAGAUGGUGCCCUUAAUUGGCCUGCCAGAAGAGUUUUCAGUUUCGAUUUUUUCAAGAAUCUCUUUUCAAAAAUCGAAAUAAACCGCAGCCAAGAUACUGGCUGCCAGUUUUUCCCCUACCAGACGGAAUUUGGUUCUUUGCAAGAUGUUUUUAACAUGAACGACAAUAGGGCCAUGUUGAAACCCGGAGAAAAGCCUUGGUACGUCGGUUGGAACAACUGUAAUGACGAGGCGGGGAAGUACUUGAAAGAGUUUUACCAGAAACCUUAUUUCUUGUCUAAUAUGACGGAAAAUAUUGCUUUAAGUUGGAUUUUUAUGGGUGGACCUGGAUACGGUGCUCAUAUGCACGUCGAUAAUGUCCACUAUCCUUCCUGGCAAGCCCAGCUGAGUGGAAAGAAGUUGUGGAAGUUGGCUCCGCCGCCAGAAUGUUAUUACAAAUGCAAAGAUCUGGAAGUUACUGUAGCAGCUGGUGAAAUAAUUGUUCUAGACACAAAUCGUUGGUAUCAUCAAACAACUGUUUUACCUGGGUCUAUAAGUAUUACCAUCGGUUCAGAGUUUGAUUAAAAUUAUGUUUAAUUAUAGGAUGGUUGGUAUUUGUAAUAAAAU
Molecule: messenger RNA, 1660 nt
Organism: Sitophilus oryzae (rice weevil)
Lineage: Eukaryota; Metazoa; Arthropoda; Insecta; Coleoptera; Curculionidae
Product: bifunctional arginine demethylase and lysyl-hydroxylase JMJD6-B
Exons: 4
Coding region: 695-1618 (307 amino acids)
Source: RefSeq, a predicted model, not a curated record